AUGUUCCGGAGGCCCCGUGUUGUGUCCUUGGAGGCUUCUGCCUCCUCCAAGAAGCCAUGGACCCCACCUGAUCGGAGGGGCGAGAAGUGGCGUCGCGUUCCAUCCAAGCCCGUGGGCUUUCUCCACGCUGCUUCCUACGAGCAUCAGCCGCAGGUGAAUAUCGCCUUUGGCUUUCCAUCUAUCCAGAGGACCGAGAAGACAGAGGAGGAAGCUGUGAGGAAGGAGCAGGUCCGGCCUGAGGAGUCCGUCAGCUGUGUCACGGACAACUUUCAAGCGUUCGUAAGUCACGAGGAGAUGGACGGUGAGGAGAGCCUGCAGGAAACGGUUGAGCUCGUCUUCAAGAGGGCCGUGAAGAAACCAGACUCUGCUGCAGUCUUCGCGGAGCUGUGUCAGCGCCUCUCAACAGUGGAAUUCCAAUCCUUAUCCGACUGGUCGGCCAGCGUCUCCUUCAGGUCCCUGCUGGUCAAGCACUGCCAGGCAGAGUUUAAGAAGAACUUUGACAGGGAGGACAUUUCCCGGAAGGGGGGGUCCUGCCUAGAGCCAGUCAGGGAUGUGAGGGUUACUGAUCGACUGAGGGAAGAGAAGAACAACGCCAAACCCUCCUGUCGCUCCAUACAUACCAUCCGGUUUAUUGGGGAGCUGUUCCUCUCCAAGGUUCUGGAUGAGAAAGCAAUGCACUACUGCAUCAGGAGGCUGCUGCAAAAUGGAGACGGGCCGUCUCUCGAGAGCCUCUGUGAGCUCCUCCAGCUCAUCCAGCAGGACCUGGAGGUGGUCACGUCCAGGGAGGUGAUGGACUCAUAUUAUAACCAGCUGGAGUUCGUCGCAGAGAAAGGGAGGAGGGCACCAAGGCUCUCCCUUUUGUUGAAGGACACGGUGGAUGCAAGGAAGUGAGCAGCCACAGCAUGAUGCUAUCCACCUGGCCACUUUACGCAGUGCUGCAGAGAAACAGAGUAAAACAGGCAGAGAUGAUUUUUCUAUCGGUUUGUAUCAUCAGCCACUUUGUCAGCAAGUACAAUAAUUAUUACCAGUGUCUGAUCUUAUGAAAAUGUGUCAAAUAUAUAAUGAGAGAUGAGAUAUUUUCAAAACUUUUACAUUAUGUUUCUGAUCCUCACCGGCUCAGGUGAAUAGUUCCUUCAGUCAGAGGUUUUUAAAGUUUCCACCUCGUCUUCAUCGAUCCACUGUCAUGGCCCCUGCCUCACCUGCCUUCUAGCUUCUCUCUUUCUCUCUCUCUCUCUCUCUCUCUCUCUUGCUUGUGUUUGCAGGUGACGUCGCUAAUCGCAGAUGAGGUCCUGGUGUGCUGGAGUUGGGGUCUUAAUUAUCCAGCUGCCUAUAUAAGCUCCACUCCUGCUCUCAGUCGGUGCCGGACUAUAGGCUAAGUUACACUCAGUUGUCGCAGCCAAGAUUUAAGAUUUCCGUAAAGGUCCUGUUCAUUCCAUGUCUGACUUCCUCUGUCUCCCUGCCCAGGACCAGCA
Messenger RNA from Pleuronectes platessa (European plaice), 1472 nucleotides. RefSeq names its product eukaryotic translation initiation factor 4 gamma 3. The transcript is spliced from 2 exons. Gene Ontology annotation, cellular component: eukaryotic translation initiation factor 4F complex. Gene Ontology annotation, molecular function: translation initiation factor activity; mRNA binding; protein binding. The coding region runs from base 1 to 891 and encodes 296 amino acids. NCBI's taxonomy places the organism in Eukaryota, Metazoa, Chordata, Actinopteri, Pleuronectiformes, Pleuronectidae. The record is from RefSeq and is a predicted model, not a curated record.